Messenger RNA from Branchiostoma belcheri (Belcher's lancelet), 4377 nucleotides. RefSeq lists its product as uncharacterized. The record is from RefSeq and is a predicted model, not a curated record. Lineage: Eukaryota; Metazoa; Chordata; Leptocardii; Amphioxiformes; Branchiostomatidae. The transcript is spliced from 27 exons. Bases 69 to 4319 code for a protein of 1416 amino acids. Gene Ontology annotation, molecular function: GTPase activity; GTP binding.
ACCGUUUCCACAGAGUGCCCAAGUGCUUGUUCCUUCUUGGGUUGCCAAGCGUUCUCGGUACAGUGGACAUGGCGUUGUCCAAACCCGAGUACAGUGUGGAUGAGCUGAAGCCGAAAGCAGGUGGGAAACCUGUUAAGGGCUCGUCCAUCCCGCUCAUUCUGCCAAACGACAUGAAGUACAACGCGGCCACCGGCGGAGUCGAGAAGGUACCCGACGCCCAACGGACAGGCCUGUACGUCGUUCCAGAGGCCUCGGAUCUACUGGAGGGGAUCGAGGAGCCCGUGAGCGUCCUGGCAAUCUGCGGGCCCUGUCGGACUGGGAAAAGCUACAUCCUUUCCAGGAUGCUGGGUACAGCUGAUGCCUUUGCACUGGGCCAUCGCAUGGACCCCGAGACGUUUGGUAUCUGGAUGGGCACCAAGGUGCUGAGAGGGAAGGACUUCACUAUCGUGCUGCUGGACACGGAAGGAAUAGACGCGGUCGGUGCCAGUGCCGGCCAGGACGCCUCUAUCCUGGUGCUGACCAUCCUGCUGUCCUCCCAACUCAUCUACAACUCUCAAAAUGUCCCGCGCAAGGGAGACCUGGAAAAGAUGCAGUGCUUCAUCAAGCUCGCUACCGGAAUCACAGUGAAACAAGGAUCACGUGACGUGUCAGGUUUCCGUGAUUUCUUCCCAGACUUCCUGUGGCUGUUACGUGACGUAACUCUGAAGAUGGAGAAUGAGGACGGUAAUGAAAUGGAUCCCACCGAGUACCUGACGAAAAAGGUCCUUAAACGCGAUCCUGGAGCUUUUGAAGAGUCACAAAAUGAUAAAGUUGGGCGGGUCAUCCUCACAUUCUUCCCAACUGUGGAGUGCGCCAAAUUGGUGCAGCCUUCGGGUGACGUUGAGGUCAUGAGAAACAUCGCUCAGCACACAGACAACCUGAACCCAGAGUUUAACGAAGGUGUAAACGCGCUCACGGAGAGGCUGUUGCAGAAGUCACGAGCAAAGAGAGGCUACAACAAAGGCUCGACUGUCAGUGGCCUGGCCCUCAGUAUCAUGACCAGACAGUAUGUGGAAGCGGUCAAUGACCCCAACGCCAUCCCUGCCCUGGACAACACCUGGCAGAACACUGUAGAACUCAUGACAAACAAGGCCAUUGAUGAGGCAGUCAUGGAGUACAAAAAACAGAUACAGGAUCGGAUUGCUAAAGCCCGGGCGACUGAGAAUGGGGAAGUUCCAUUGGAGGAAGAUGGGGCAUCCGAAGAAAAUGAAGCUACAGAAAAUGACCUGAACAUCCCCAGACAGCCUACCCUCAUGGACCUCCACCACGAGUCGUUCAAAGAAGUCACAGGCAGGCUUCUUGAGAAGGUCGGCCAUUUUGGAAUCAGCUCAGAGAGUCAGGGUACUGAUGAGCAAAACUCUGUGGCGGAAAAAAUGCAGAAUCGCUUGGUUCAAAGAGAGGAGCGUACAGUGGAUCAUGUGGCAGCCGACGGAAGCAUUCAGAAGAAGGAGGGGUUCGUUGUUACUGGCGGCGAGCUCUUCCAGUACAUCCAGGAGAACAAAGAACUGUCCAGGGGCUUCUGCCAGAAGACAUUCGAACUCUUGUUUGGCCCAAUCAGGGUUAAGGGACAGUCGCCCCCUCCCGAUUAUGACUUCAAACAGCUGAUGGAAGAGUUGGAGCAUGCACACAAGAAGUACUACGAGCAGGCACGUGGUCCGGAGAAGUGGGUUGUCUUGCAGGAGAUGACAAAGGACCUUAAGCAACUGGAAGCUAAUUUUAAUAAUAUCAAAGGAUUUGAGAAGAAGGUACUGGAGGAACAACAGAAGGCACAGGAGGCAGAGAUCAAGGCCAGGGAACAGGAAAGGGAGGCGCAGCAGCUGAACAAACAGAGAGAUGACAUGUUGAAGGCCCAGCAGGAAACUUUGGAGAAAGUACAGCAGCAGCACAAGGAGCACAUGGACAAGUUCGAAAAACAAGAGCUUGAGCGACGGGAAAAGGAGGAAAAGAAGAUACAAGAACUUACAAAUGCACUUAUGCAUGAACAGGCGCAGAUGGCAAAGGAGCGUAAUGAGAGAGAAAAGGAGAAGGCGAUGGAAAUGAUGAAGAGUAUGCAACAGGAACAGGCAGCCAAUAACAGGCAGAUGAUGGAAUUAAUGGGCCGAAUCCUCGAGAAAACAGCAGCUCCGCCGCUAAAUAUGCCCGGGGCACAUUCCAAGUUCGGGUUCAGGGUGGAGGAGCUGCAGCCUAAAGCAGGUGGGAAACCUGUUAAGGGCUCGUCCAUCCCGCUCAUUCUGCCGAACGACAUGAAGUACAACGCGGCCACCGGCGGAGUCGAGAAGGUUCGUGGCAAACGGACUGGCUUGUACGUCGUUCCCGAGGCCCUGGAUCUACUAGAGGGAAUCGAGGAGCCCGUGAGCGUGCCGGCAAUCUGCGGGCCCGCUCGGACUGGGAAAAGCUACAUCCUCUCCAGGAUGCUGGGUACAGCUGAUGCCUUUGCACUGGGCCAUCGCACGGACCCCGAGACGUUUGGUAUCUGGAUGGGCACCAAGGUGCUGCGGGGGAAGGACUUCACUAUCGUGCUGCUGGACACAGAAGGAAUAGACGCGGUCGGUGCCAGUGCUAGCCAGGACGCCUCUAUCCUGGUGCUGACCAUCCUGCUGUCCUCCCAACUCAUCUACAACUCUCAAAAUGUGCCGCGCAAGGGAGAUCUGGAGAAGAUGCAGUCCUUCAUUAACCUGGCUAAAGGUAUCACGGUGAAUCAGGGAAAGAGGACAGACACGUCAGAAGUGUCAGCUCUCCGUAAGUUUUUCCCAGACUUCCUGUGGCUGUUGCGGGACGUAACUCUGAAGAUGGAGGAUGAUCACGGCAACGAAAUACACCCCACCGAGUACUUGAAGACUAAGGUCCUUGGAAUUCAGCACGAAAAAGGGUCAACCAGCGACAAAGUAAGACAGGCCAUCCUUAACUUCUUCCCAUCUGUUGAAUGCGCAACCUUGGAGAGACCUUCUGGGGAUGUGGAUAUCAUGAGCAGCAUAGCUCAUAACACGGACAACCUGAACCCAGGGUUUAACAAGGGUGUAGAGAACCUCAUCCAGAUGCUGAUACAAAAGGCACGUCCAAAGAGAGGCUGCCACGAGGGCUCAACUGUCAAUGGUGAGGCCCUCAGUAUCAUGACCAAACAGUACGUGGAAGCGGUCAAUAACCCCAACGCCAUCCCUGCCCUGGACAACACCUGGCAGCACACGGUAGAACUCAUGACAAACAAGGCCAUUGAGGAAGCGGUUAAGGAGUACAAAAAACGGAUGCAGGAUCGGAUUGCUAAAGCCCGGGCGACUGAGAAUGGGGAAGUUCCAUUGGAGGAAGAUGGUGCAUCCGAGGAAAAUGAAGCUACAGAAAAUGACCUACAGCCUACCCUCAUGGACCUCCACCACGAGUCGUUCAAAGAAGUCACAGGCAGGCUUCUUGAGAAGGUCGGCCAUUUUGGAAUCAGCUCAGAGAGUCAGGGUACUGAUGAGCAAAACUCUGUGGCGGAAAAAAUGCAGAAUCGCUUGGUUCAAAGAGAGGAGAGAACAGUUGAGUAUGUGACAUGUACAGAAGACGGCACCAGCAGGAAACAGAAGAGGUUCGUCGUUACUGGCGGCGAGCUUUUCCAGUACGUCCAGAAGAACAAAGAUCUAUCCAGGGUCUUCUGCAAGAGACUCUUUGAACGCUUAUUGGGCCCGAUUAGCAAACGUGUGGAGUCGCCUGCCGCAGACUAUGAGCUCCAGCAGUUCAUGGAAGAACUAGAUAGUGCACGCCAGCAAUACAAGGAGCAGGCACGUGGUCCAGAGAAGUGGAUCGUUUUGCAGGAGAUGACCCCAAACGUAGACAAGCUGAAGGCCAAAUUUGAAACUAUCGUCUAUCAGAGAAGGAUAUUGCAGGAACAACAGAGGGCACUUGAGGCAGAGCUCAGGGCUACGGAACUCGAGAGCGAGAUGAACAAGCUGAUCCAACAAGCACAGGACGUGGAGCAGAACCGACUGGAAAAUAUGCAGCAAAUGGACCGGUUGUUACAGACGUAUCAGCACGAGAUCAGUCAGUUGAAACACCAGAUAGAAGAACAAAAAGAUGAUGCUCUAAAGACGAUCCAGGAGCUCCAGGCUAAACAUAUGGAGCAACAGGUGGAAAUGGAAAGGGUGCGCAGCGAGAGGGAACUGUCCCGGUUUGACAGGGUGAUUCAGCAGAUGGAGCAACAAAUGGCAGACAUGCAAAGGGAGAUGGAGGAACUGAAGAAGCAACCCCCACGACCGCCUACACCUCCACCCCCACCUCCAAAAGAGCAAAAGUGUACAAUAUUGUAAUCAUGUUCCUGCCACCAACAGCAGCUAUUGAGUAUUUUGCUUGAAAUUUUUCGAUCUG